Molecule: messenger RNA, 1161 nt
Organism: Clunio marinus
Lineage: Eukaryota; Metazoa; Arthropoda; Insecta; Diptera; Chironomidae
Source: the annotation of a GenBank genome assembly
ACAAAUAAAAAUAUUAAAUUUAAUGGACAAAAAGGAAAAGACAGCCCAAAUACUCAAAAAGAAGAAAAGCACUUUAACGGAAUUGGAAGCUCAAGCUCAAAAGGUUGGGGAUUUUCUUUCUUCUCCUUUUCCUAUAGAUGGCUUUGUGACGUUGAUUCGACUCGUGUUUAUUAUGUGAAUGAUGUUUAUUUCCGCAGAAUAGUUUGCCUCGAGCAACCCAAACAAUUCCCUCCUUUGAAUUUAUAUGCUUUCACUUUAUUUUUCAUCAUUUUUGUUUUCUUUUUCAUUCAUUUUCGUCGUUACCAUCCGCAAAAGCUUCACAAAGAGAUCGCAUUGAUAAGAGAUAAUGAAAUCACUGAGAACUUGUACAGAGAAACCAUUUGUGAUGGGCGGAAAAAUGUCAUGAAACUGGAGAAUCGACUCGAUGUCAUCACCAAACGAUGUGGCAGUGUGAUGGCUGAGAAUGCUAAAUUAAGAGAAGUCAUUGAUCACAUGUUGAAGGAAAGGUCGAGCUUUAAUGUGAUGUGGCAAAGAAUGAUCAAUAAAUUGAAUUGUGAGAAGCGUCACAUCAUGGAUUUAGUAGAACAAGCAACCAGCGCAUUCGAUCAAAGAGAAGAGCUUUGUACGAAGCUACAAACACUCAAGGAACGAGGUCAGAGUGACAAAACUAAUCACAUUCAUGAGAUGAAAGAACUUCAACGGAAAUUGGAUCACGAUGCGAAACUUCAGGAAUUCUUGGCCAUCAAAGGCCAGCAAAGGUUGAAUACAGAACAGCAAGAGCGUGAAGCUGAUAAGCGAAGGAAGAAAUUAGAAGAAAUGGAACGUCAGUUUAUGGAAUACGAUAAGAUUUUCCAGCGGAUUAUUCUUCUUUCGGGUGAAAAAGAAACCGACAAAAUCAUUUCAAAGUUCAUUAAAGAGGAAGAAGAGAAUUACGCGCUCUUCAAUUACGUCAACGAGUUGAGUCACGAAAUCGAACAAUUGAACGAGACCGUGCAACAGUUGCAAGAUAGCAUCGAUGAACAGAAAGAAAUCAGGGAAAUGAAGAAAAACUCACAGGAUGACAACAUUGAACUGUUGAAAGAAGAAGCAUUGAAACAAAAGCAAUCUGCUGACGAUGCGAGUGAUUACAAGAACGAAUGUGAAGCGACAUUGCUUGCUUGA